Molecule: messenger RNA, 2120 nt
Organism: Physella acuta
Lineage: Eukaryota; Metazoa; Mollusca; Gastropoda; Physidae
Product: homeobox protein caupolican
Biological process (GO): neuron differentiation; regulation of transcription by RNA polymerase II; cell development
Cellular component (GO): nucleus
Molecular function (GO): RNA polymerase II cis-regulatory region sequence-specific DNA binding; DNA-binding transcription factor activity, RNA polymerase II-specific
Source: RefSeq, a predicted model, not a curated record
CACUGCCUUAGAGCCGUGGUUCCUUGCAGUGUGAUUCAGAUAGGGAAUGUCGUGGUGUAUGGAUGGUGUAGAUGUGGUUGUCUGGUGUGAUGUUGUGGGCGUUUGUGUGUGGUUGUUGUAGUAAUGUGUGUGGUUGUGGUGUGUGUGUUUGUGUUUGGUUGUUGUAGUGAUGUGUGUGGUUGUGUUGUGGGUGUUUGUAUGUGGUUGUUGUAGUAAUGUGUGUGGUUGUGAUGUGGGCGUUUGUGUGUGGUUAUUGUAGUGAUGUGUGUGGUUGUGGUGUGGGCGUUUGUGUGUGGUUGUUGUAGUGAUGUGUGUAGUUGUGUUGUGGGUGUUUUUAUUUGGUUGUUGCUGUGAUGUUUGCUGUCGCCGUGAUGAUGUUGUCAUUUUGUUUUUAGUUUUGUUUGUGGUAUAUCUAUUUGUGGGUGGAUGUCGUAAGUGUGUGUAGUAGAUGUGCGUCGUUGGGAUAUAUCAUAGGCGUGUGUCGUAGUUGUGUUUGCGUGUUGUAGAUGUGUGUUUCUCUCCCGUGACUUACUCAUACACCUGUACAUAGUUUUGCUUGUGUCAGGCCUUGUGUCCCAUACCUCGGGCCAUUCAACCCAUACGCUGCUAGGCAACUUAAAUUGUUUUUUUUUUUUAAAUGAUUCAUUUUGAUGUUAUUCUGUGUACUAAACUUACAUGGAUUUAAAUGGCUAAAAUUAAUCAAGAAGCCAUUCAUGUAUCGACCAUUUCAAGGUGUGGGAUCUGCGCUCUCCAUGAGGACAAGUCCCGAUGAGAGAACGCACGCCAAGUUAUGUGAGAACGGACGGGCGUUCUUAGCUGACCCCAGCACCGGUCAGCCUGUGUGUCUGUGUCACCUCGAGUCUCACCCGUCACACGGCCUCCAGGCCCACCCCGCUCUCAGGGGUGUACCAGCCCUCGCUUCCAUUCGUUCUGGGUUUGGUGAUCUCCCUUAUCAUUCACAGAUUUCAGCCAUGACGUCACUAGCCGAACAGUCGAGUGGACUUCUUCCUCCUAAUUUAACGUUUCCCCAUUUCGGCACUAUGUACCCUGGCCUGGACGUGAAUGGCCCAAUGAGGAAGGCGGCCACCAGAGAGACGACUGGGCCACUCAAGGCCUGGCUCAACGAGCACAAGAAAAAUCCUUACCCCACCAAGGCCGAGAAGAUUAUGUUGGCCAUCAUCACAAAGAUGACCUUGACCCAGGUCUCCACGUGGUUCGCCAACGCGAGGCGGAGACUCAAAAAGGACAGUCGUCUGCUGACCUCGGCUGAAGAGGACGACAGCGGGAUGGACAGUGACCGCGACUCGGACAGCGUGUCUGUUGGUCAGUCUGACCACAGGAGCACCAAAUCUUCGCUCAGGGCCGAAGGCAAGCUGUCGAGCGAGGGCGAGCCAGACCACGACUCUUUCUCCGACAUCUCUGACGAGGAGAACGCCGCGUUUCGAACCCAGGACCCUCAGCCCACGCCAGUAAUGACUUCCUCCUCGCCAGUUAUGACGUCCCACACACCAGUCAUGACGUCCCACACACCAAUCAUAACGUCCCCCACACCAGUCACCACGUCUCCCACUGCAGCACGUCUGCAUGACGUCACGCAACCUACAGAGAAACCUACCAGCUCUGAACAGAAGCCAAUCGAGAAACCUAAACCUAAAAUCUGGUCAAUUUCCCACAUUUUGGAUGGUUGAUCUUUACUACAAUAAAAACAAAUAUAUUUCUCUAUAAACCGACAAAGAAAUCUUUAAACUGGAAUGCUUAGAGAAUGACGAUGGUAUACUUUCGCCACAUUCCCGAAUCGCCGAAAAGACUAUUCGUGCAAUUCUUAGAAGCUGAGCUAACUCCUUCGAUAAGCUGUUUCUCAAUGACGCCGCCAUGAAAGACUUCAGCCAAAGAAGGCAACUAUAGGUCUAUAACCUUGACUCUACUGAAAGAGAUCUUCAACUUAGGAGGUAGCAAUGUAUUUUGAAGCAGCGAUGCUGACUUAAGUUCUUUGGAGAUGAACGUUUGGUGGUGUUGGGUUUGGCUGUGGGAGAGAGAGAUAUGUUGACGUUGCUAUGGUUAUGAGGGGGUGGUGGUAAUUUUCUCCAAUAUAAUUAUUUGAUGUGGUGUGGAGUGAUCCA